This is a messenger RNA of Plasmodium fragile, 3696 nucleotides long. RefSeq lists its product as uncharacterized. The transcript has 3 exons. Bases 1 to 3696 code for a protein of 1231 amino acids. The record is from RefSeq and is a predicted model, not a curated record. Lineage: Eukaryota; Apicomplexa; Aconoidasida; Haemosporida; Plasmodiidae.
AUGCUGAAAAGUACGACAAAGAUUGACAGAACAAAGCGAGAACAAAACAGGAUAUUAUUGGAAAAAAAACUAUCCAAGGACUCCGUCACUUCCACGAAGUUCUGUGAUUCAUCCGAGGACAGAGAAGGAGGGUCUAUCACCAGUAGUAAUGCCAGCUUGCAUCUGUUGGAAAAUCGAAACAUUACAAGAACGUUAGAUGCGAAUAAUACAAGUUCGUUUGUAUCAGAUCAGAAGACAAAGUCCAAGGGGGGUUCUAUCAAAUCGAGUAGGAAGCAUUCGCAACACAGGUUGAGCAAAGUGAACGUCCUGGAAAAAGGAAGCGACGCCAAAGUAUAUGGUAACACUUCAGUAGGGAAGUCUAGAAGGAGCAGCACACCUUUAGAUGAAAGCAAAAUUUCGAGCAAGAGCAGCAGUGUCAUAGUUCAGGAUUGUGUCAACAAUCAGGACCACAAUACUGAAAAAACAACAGAAAGAAACAGCACGGAAUUUUUAAACGUUGAGGCAAAUAUACCACAUAUUUUAAGUAGGGUUGAGAGAACAGCAAGUGGUGAUGUUACUACAACGUUGCCUCGCACGCUUUCGUUUAAGGAAAAUUUGCUAAACGCGGAGGGUAAUUUGUAUAGCACUGUUAAGACAGAUUUGUCCUAUCUUUAUACACCCAGCAAGGCUGAUCCCGGUGUAAGUAAUCUGGGUUAUUAUAACGCACCUGAAGUUUUAAAUUCUUACCCAAGCGGUAGUUUGGCCUGCUCAGGGGUGGCAGGUUAUAGUUUCAGUCCAUAUGAUGAAAGCCUUAUGCACACAGGCACGAACGGCGACUUGAAGCAUUUUUCAACGAAUAUAUUAAGCGCACAGAGUGGCAGCCACGCGGGGGUGGACGCUUACGCUAGAAGUAAUCUGGGCACAUACCGAGGCGACGGUUUCGGGGCUUAUCCUAGUGCUAACUGGGGAUUGAAUGCAAAUAUUUUAAACUCGUAUGAACAGAAAAACGUAACCUUCAGUGAAGGUGUGAAUUCGACUUAUACCCGCUUUGUAUAUCCUAACAGCAUUGAACAGCCCUUGGCGCAGGGCGCAGAGGUGUACAGAACAACGGCAAAUGAAUGGUUCACUCCUUCCAAGGUAGCAAAUGAAAUGGACUUUACCAACAUGUACACUAGUCACACUCCGAUAGGCAGUAACGAGAGCAGCAGAAUAGGAAGCUUGGGGAAUUACGACAAUAAGGGGGAUGCUUAUUUGUCUGACAAGAGCUCUUAUUAUGUAAAUAAUGGUAACCAGGUUGCAUCCCCUGGAGGAGGGGUCGAUUUUGCACCUCUGGUGGGUAGAGGGAACGUGUACGACACGUUUGGGGGUGAGUCGGCCACUGGAAAUGGUGCGUUAGUAUCGACAUUGCCAUCUGUAUCACCAUCCGUAUCGUCAUCCAUAUCGCCAUCCGUAUCGCCAUUGGUGGCUGAGCCCUCACUUGUAUCUGUAGCUGCGGGGGCAACGAACACCACGAGUGUGCUUCCCCCCCCCAGUGGAGGCGACGUGUUGAAGUUCAAAACGGCAGAGUUUGCAAACUACGGAGACUUCAACCUUAAGAGCAGCACGGGCGAAGAGGGUGGUGUCCCGGCUAGCCUAGACAAUGUUGUGAAGGCAAGCGAGGUGAUAGAAAGUGAGAAGGUAAAAAAUGAGGUGUCCAUGUGUGAACAGGUAUCAUCGCACACGGACUACUCCCGAGCAACACACACAUCUCACGUUGUGGACAAGCGAAUUGUACAUGAAGGAUUUGAUACGAUUAAGAUUCCGAAAUAUAGGGAGGUCGAGAUUGUUGAAAAAAUUGUGGAAGUUCCUGUAGUGCACAAAGUAAACAAGUAUAUAAAUAAAUAUGAAGUUAAGGAGGUGGAGAAAGUUGUUAAGAAGCCUAUUAAUAAAUACGUAGAGACUAAGAUAGAAGUUCCGGAAUUUCAUAUUCAGGACAAAAUUGUGGAGGUCCCAGAAUUGCAAGAAGUGGUAAAGAUUGUAGAGAAGCCAGAAAUUAAGGAGCGUAUAAUAUAUAAGAAUAAAAUUGAAACCAAAAUUAUACCCAAGUAUAUUGAAGUGCCCGUGGUAAAAAUUGUGAACAAGUACGAAAGCUAUGAUGAUAUAGGAGAGGUAAUAAAGACCGUGCCUGUGAAGAAGAUUGUAGAAAUUCCAAAUGAGGUGAUUAGGAAGGUAAAGGUACCUGUGCGCAAAAUUAUUGAGCAACCUAAUUAUGUGCCCAUUAUAAAAUACCGUGAUGUGCCUAUUGAGAAGAUACGUUACGUGCCUAAGAUUCAGACGGUCGAGCUGGUUAAGACAAUUCCUAAGGUGAUUGACAUUCCUGUCCCUGUGAAAGUUCCGAAGAUAAAAGUUAUAGACAAGCCGUUCUAUAUAAAUAAGUAUGUGGACCACCCAGUCAUUGUACCUGUGUCCAAAAGGGUGAAGCCUGUGUAUAAAUAUGGGGGGAAGAAGGUGAUUGAAAUUCCCAUUCAUAAGCCUUACAUUGUUACGCACGACACGGUUGUGCCUAAGGAUGUGCAGAAUGGCAUGAGCAACGGUAGGUGCUCCGUGUACGCGAGGAAGCUGGACUUGAAUGCGUUUCACCCGGCCAAGCGAAAUGAGCUCUUCAGUUUGGUGAACGGGGGCAACUUGAACAUGGAGCGUUCUGUGAGCGCGGACAACUUUGUGGGUGCCGCUGGUCGCGUCGGUGGGGUCGGUAGCGGUAUUGGAAGUAGCAUCGGCGCUGCUGGCCAUCUGGGCGCGUUGAACUUCUCCAAGAGCAUGAACAGUGCUGUGAAUGCUAACGUGCAUAGCGCACCCAACAUGCACACCCCGUACGGCGUCGGCCUUUACUCCAACGGUGUGGGGUUCGCGAAUCGAGGUAACUUGGCGAGCGGCUUGAACGCACCGUUUGUCGGCGCGGGUGCUUUACCCAGUUUGUCUAACCAGCAGAGGCUACACCAUAAUAUCACAGCGCCCAUUUCGAUGUACAACGCGAAUUGCGACACGGGGAGAAAGGAUGGAAGAACCAGUUUACCAUUUGUGCGAAAUGUUUGCAACCAUGCCAAGCAAGGCAGUAACAACGUACCAGAGGGCCUUGCACACGGGUCGAAUUGCCAACAUCGCUUUGCAAGUAGCAACCCAGUGUUCGACCGGAGGGGAGUUGUGAACGGGCAAGUCGGUGAGAGAGUAGGUGAGGGUGGAAGUAAUGUGGCCAGCAAAUUGGGGAGUGGCGAAGGUUUAAGGAGAUACCAAUCCAGUACUGGGGCAAAUGGGCCUCAGUGUGGGGGUUGGGGUAAUCACAAGAAUAUGCGUCAAGUGGGCAGCAUGGGUAAUGGCAUGAGUCACUCCAACUCGAUAAAUGAAGCCAGCACGAUGAACCAAGCCAACAUGAUGAACCAAGCCAACAUGAUGAGCCACGCCAAAUCGAUGAGCCACGCCAAAUCGAUGAGCCACUCAAACACAAUGAGCAACAUGAACACAAUGAGCAGCAUGAACAACGGCACGUGUGCACUCCGAUCGAGGAGUCCCAGUGCCUGUUCAGCCGAUGGGAUCAGCGCGUACGUGGUGGAGUAUGUGGGCGACGAGGACAAGCGAUUCAGGGAUGGUGACUUUUCCAAUGGGUUCAGUAACCAGUUGGUAGACGACAUGGGAAGUAAUUAUUCAUUCAGCGGGGCGGCCAUGAAUUCGAAGAAUGAGUGA